Messenger RNA from Leptopilina boulardi, 891 nucleotides. RefSeq lists its product as uncharacterized. The transcript has a single exon. The record is from RefSeq and is a predicted model, not a curated record. NCBI's taxonomy places the organism in Eukaryota, Metazoa, Arthropoda, Insecta, Hymenoptera, Figitidae. The coding region runs from base 1 to 891 and encodes 296 amino acids.
AUGCAAUUUAACCUAUCGACGUGGCUUAAGCCUUAUAUUGACUUUAAUACUGCAAAAAGAAGUAAAGCGACAAAUGAAUAUGAAAAGAAUCUGUUUAAACUCAUGAAUAAUGCCGUUUAUGGAAAAACCAUGGAAAAUGUACGCAAACACGUCGAUGUAAAACUUGUAACUAAGUGGGAGGGUCGCUAUGGAGCUGAGGCUCUGAUAUCUAAAACAAAUUUUCACAGUCGGUCAAUUUUCUGUGAAAACCUUGUUGCAAUUGAACUGAGAAAAACCGCAAUUUUGAUAAGCAAGCCAAUUUACAUUGGUUUUGCAGUACUCGAUGUAUCUAAGUCACUUAUUUAUGACUUUCAUUAUGAUUACAUGUUAAAAAAGUAUGGUGAAUCUUGUAAGUUGAUGUAUACAGAUACUGAUAGUUUAAUUUAUGAAAUAAAGUGUGCUGAUAUUUAUGUAGAUAUGAAGGAAGAUAUUCAUAAGUUUGAUACGUCGGAUUAUCCAAAGGAUAAUAUUUAUAAUAUUCCUCAAGCCAACAACAAAGUACUUGGACUUAUGAAAGAUGAAUGUAGUGGAAAAAUAAUCACAGAAUUUGUUGGUUUAAGGAGUAAGAUGUACAGUAUUCGUGUAAAUGGUCAGGAUUUUACAAAGAAAGCUAAGCGAGUUAGAUCGGUAGUUUUAAAAAACUAUAUCAAUUUCAAUGAUUAUACUGACUGUCUACAAAAUUUUGCAAUUCAGACAAGAACUCAACAUGUAAUUCGAUCACGACUUAAUAAAGUUGAAACUGUUAAAAAACUUAAAGUUGCUUUAAGUCCAAUGGACGACAAGCGAUAUUUAUUACCAGAUAGCUAUGAUACUCUUGCUUGGGGACAUUAUAGAAUAGAGGAAAGAGAUUAA